GAUUUUAAAAAAUUUAUUAUGCCCUUUCAUUUUAUGUACUUUUUUGAAUUAAAAGUGAAACUAUACAGAUUCUUUAGAACAUAAUAAGUAAAAAGAAUAACAAUUGAUGGAAAAUUUCCCGUGUUCAUUACUGAUGUAUCCUGCUCUGUGUAAUAGAUGUGCUCCUGACAAGUUUGUGUAAAUUGAAUUUUUAAAAAUAGAAUCAUUUCCCAAAUCACUACAGAGAUACUUUGUUUUAAUUUAUGAUUAAUCCUUGUCAGUGAGUCCUUAUAUUUUUAGCAUUGGGUUUCUCUGUCUUAAUUACUCUGUCAAGUGAUGAUCUUGAAUAGAACAUAGGAAUAAUUUGCAGGAAAACACUUGCACUAUGGAAGCUUUUUGAAAGGAAUUCCCUGUGAAUCCUUUUGUAAAGCAAGUCUUUUUGGUAAUACAGUGUAUCACCUAUAAUUUGUUUUAAGUUUUGAUUUUGAUUUUGUUCUUUCUUAAACAUUUUAUACUUGUGUUAGUUAAGCUAGGGCUUACCCUUGAUUAUCCUUGGUAAGAUGAGAAUACAGAUGUUUAAUUGAAAUUCAAGGGUAAAUAUAAAAUGUUUGCUAAAAUUCGCAACCUGCUUUGUCAUGGAACUUUUAAAUUUGGUUAACAAAUAAUAAAAAUUGUAUGAUGGGGCAAUGAUCUGCUGUCACUUUUCCUUAGGCAGUACUGAUGAUGAUGAUGAUGAUGAUGAUGAUGAUGAUGAUGAUGAUGAUGAUGAUGAUGAUGCAAAAAGCAGGGAAAGGACCAAGUGUCAAAUAACUUUUUGGAGUCUCAAGACAUACUGAUUUUUUUUUUCUUACUGCAACUCUUCCAUUGACUUUAUUGUUCUAAAAUUAGGCAAAUACAGAGAGUAUGCUCCUCCCCCAACAAGAUAUGGACAUAUGCAUUUGUAUAAUUGUUGUCCUUAAAAAAUUAACUUGAAUUCAGAGAGGAGGUAAGCCUUGUAUUUGAAUGGUUCUCCCUCUCCUUCCAAAAAAAAAAAAUUCAAAGCACUUUACUGUCAUUAUUUUUAUUAAUAUUUCAUUUUUUGUUAAUCCUCAGAACAUUCCUGUGAGGAGAUAGAGGGUAUAUGGUAUUAUCCCUGUUUUUGUAGGUGGGAAAACUUGAUGCACAGAUGUGUUGACUUUCCUAACUUCUUGGUGUAGUCAGGACCAGAACAAAGAUCACCUGGCUCCUAAGGCCCAUGUUCUAUCUUGAUUUGACUCUGCUUCAUAGAGCAGAGUAAGCAGGCGAAGGAUCAUUUUCAGUACAAAAUGGUUCGAUUCAUCAGAAAGAUGCUGUGAAUGAUGAUGAUUUUGAGCCAUACCUAAGUAGCCAGACAAAUCAGAGUAACAGCUAUCCACCAAUGUCAGAUCCAUACAUGCCUAGUUACUAUGCUCCAUCCAUUGGAUUUCCGUAUUCUCUUGGUGAAGCAGCAUGGUCCACAGCUGGAGACCCACCUAUGCCAUAUUUGACAACCUAUGGACAGAUGAGCAAUGGUGAACAUCAUUAUAUACCUGAUGGUGUAUUUAGUCAACCUGGGGCUUUAGGAAAUACUCCCCCAUUCCUUGGUCAACAUGGAUUUAACUUUUUUCCUGGGAAUGCAGAUUUCUCUACAUGGGGGACAAGUGGAUCUCAGGGACAAUCAACACAAAGUUCUGCUUACAGUAGUAGCUAUGGUUAUCCACCUAGCUCUCUUGGGAGAGCCAUAACUGAUGGACAGGCUGGAUUUGGCAACGAUACUUUGAGUAAGGUGCCUGGCAUUAGUAGUAUUGAGCAGGGCAUGACUGGACUGAAAAUUGGUGGUGAUAUGACAGCUGCUGUGACGAAAACUGUAGGUUCUGCUUUGAGCAGUACAGGUAUGACAAGCAUUGCUGCAAAUAGCGUACCCCCAGUUAGCAGUUCAGCACCAAAACCGACCUCUUGGGCUGCCAUUGCCAGAAAGCCUGCCAAACCUCAACCGAAACUUAAACCUAAGGGCAAUGUGGGAAUUGGGGGACCUGCUGUACCACCACCUCCUAUUAAACAUAACAUGAAUAUUGGAACUUGGGAUGACAAAGGGUCAGUGGUAAAAGCUCCACCCACCCAACCUGUUCUGCCUCCUCAGACUAUAAUCCAGCAGCCUCAGCCAUUAAUUCAACCACCACCAUUGGUGCAAAGCCAACUGCCUCAACAGCAGCCUCAGCCACCACAACCACAGCAGCAACAAGGACCUCAGCCACAGGCCCAGCCUCACCAAGUGCAGCAGCAGCAACCACAGCAACUGCAAAAUCGUUGGGUAGCUCCUCGUAACAGAGGAGUGGGUUUCAACCAGAACAAUGGAGCAGGCAGUGAAAACUUUGGUUUAGGUGUUGUUCCUGUCAGCUCUUCACCAUCUGGAGUAGAGGUACACCCAGUGCUGGAAAAACUAAAGGCCAUAAAUAACUAUAAUCCCAAAGACUUUGAUUGGAACCUGAAGAAUGGACGUGUGUUUAUAAUCAAAAGCUAUUCUGAGGACGAUAUACAUCGUUCCAUUAAAUAUUCUAUCUGGUGUAGUACUGAACAUGGUAAUAAGCGUUUGGAUGCAGCUUACCGUUCUCUGAAUGGUAAAGGUCCACUCUAUUUACUCUUCAGUGUGAAUGGUAGUGGACACUUUUGUGGAGUGGCUGAGAUGAAGUCUGUUGUGGACUACAAUGCAUAUGCUGGAGUCUGGUCUCAGGAUAAGUGGAAGGGCAAGUUUGAUGUUAAGUGGAUCUUUGUCAAAGACGUUCCCAAUAACCAGUUGCGGCACAUUCGUUUGGAAAAUAAUGACAACAAACCAGUUACCAAUUCAAGGGACACUCAAGAGGUACCCCUAGAAAAAGCUAAGCAAGUGCUUAAAAUAAUUGCUACUUUCAAGCAUACCACCUCAAUCUUUGAUGACUUUGCACAUUAUGAAAAGCGUCAAGAAGAGGAGGAAGCCAUGCGUAGGGAGAGAAAUAGAAACAAACAUAAACUAUGUGGAGAUGCCCUGCUAGAAUUACAACACUAAUGAUGUAGACUCUGGAAAUGCCUCCUAUGUCUAAGAAGACUUAUUAAAGCUUUAUUUUUCCUGCUUAAUGAGACAUCUUUGACACUUUAACACACAAUUGACUCUUCUUGUAUUGGUUCUCAUCAGCGCAUCUGCCCAUAUACUCUCACCACACACAUUGAGACCUGUAACUUCGUCAAGCACUUCUGUCCUGAAGCUUUUACCAGUACUGCUGUCUUUUGUAAUUAUGCAUCCUAGCUAAGGCACAGGAGACUGAAUGAAUGCAAGGAUUCAUUAACUCUAUGAAUUUGUUAAAUACUAACAACCAUUAGAAGUGGUUCAAUGAUGUAAGAUUCAAACUGCUUCAAUAUUUUCUUUGUCGUAGUUUUAUAAUUGUCAAUUUUAGCUAUUUGACAGAUUAAAAGCGAAAUCAUGCCAUAUUUAGUCCUGGAGUACAACUCAAGUCUAAAUGUUUAUGUGAAAAUUAUUGUAGUAAACUUUCAAUAUGGCAAAGCAACCUUAAGCUAUAUUUUAGCCAAACGAAAUAUAAUCUGAAAUUAUAUUAGAAUGAUAUUUCCCUUGUCUCAAAUUGUUUGGUGUAACUGAAUAUUGAUAUGCAGCUUGGUGGAUGUCACCAAUUAAUGCACAUUCUUCCUCUUCCCCUAUUCCCCCCCUCCUCCAACUUAUAACAUGUAUACUGAAAAAUGUGCAUUUGUCUGAGGAAUUAUUUUGUUUGCUACCACUUGAUGAAUCUCAAAGUUUUGAGUAAAUGUACCUCAGUCUAAUCAGACUUUUUAUGACCUUUCUAACUACAUUUAGAAUAAUCCUUAAUUCUUAUUUCUGGGUCUUUGCGAGCCUGACAAAUUGCUAUCAUGAAGUAAAAAUUUACUCCUAGAUGAUUCACUAGCUAAAUAAACAUAGUUCUUGUUUAGCAAGCAUAUACCGUUUCUCACCUUUUUUCCUCCAGCUUUCACAGUGUCCUAGCAUCCUCAAAAUACUUUAAAAUAUGGCCUUGAUCCAUGGAUUAAAUCAGUAUCUAAGUGAAUGUGUUGAUGUUUUGUUGAUCAGAGCUAUAUAACUGGGAAUAUAGCAUAUCUGGGUAUUCUUUUAGUUAUGUUUUUUUUUAACAUCUUACCUUUUCUUUAAUUUUAGCUACAUAUCAACAUUAAUUUUGUAUCUUGGAAGAAAUUGAUUUAAACAGUUUAAAACAUCAAGCAUCUGUAUUAACUGAUUUGACUGCAUAACAUGAUGAUAUUGAACAUAAUAUACUAGCACCAGAGAGUACUGUCCUAAAAGGAAAAAGCUGUGUAGAAAGAAAAUAUAUUAAGACUGAUAAUAGCAAUACAGUAGAUCCGAAUACCUUGAUGUUUCACAUUACUCCACAUAUGUUUACAUCAUGUUUGGAAAUGUUUUCAUUUACUGUGGUCUCAGUGAUCACUUCAAUCCCGAAAAUUAAUUAUAAAUAUAGCAUCAGUUUCUCUGAGUCUUUCAUUUAAAUAUUUUUAGGUUGCACAGUUCUCCUUCCUAUGCAAAUACUGUAUCCAAGUGAAAGGAUACGGUACUUGCAAAUAACUAUAGCUAUUUCACAGCUACUUAGUCUAGUUAUUUCAGUGUGUUGAGAACAUUCAAAUCUCAGUAGCAUAUAACAAAAACACUUUUCUUAAAGGGAAAUUGCACCUAUUUUACCCAUUCUAAGUGUUUAAAAAAGUAAGCCAUGAAACCUUUUAUAAUGUGUCUAUUAUAGUUGUUUAUAAUUGCAAUUGGCAUUUGGGUAUCGUUACCAAACUUUUUUGUUUUUUAAUCAGUACUAUUAUAGGGCAUAUCAUAUCAUCAGGAUGUUGGCUUUUCUGCAUGGUCUGAGGAGCAUCUGCUCCAUUAGAGCUUCAGAGAGAGCCUGAGCCCUUCUCUACCCUCAGAGGGCCUCUCUUUUUGGCACUUUAAUACAAAUUUUGUUUUUUAAAAGUACAUCUAGUUCAAAUUUGUUUAAUUUACAUAGACUUCUAUGGUAUAAAUCAGCAUGGGAGCACUUUUCAGCAAGCCAGCUGAUUGCAAUAGCAGACUCAAAUGUCAUAUGUAAUUAAAUAGUUUGAAAUAAGAUUUAUUCACAGUGAGAAAUACAUUGCAGUGCCUUCAACCUGGAUUGCUAAUGUUAAGUGAAAUAGGUGCAAUAGUCCUUUGGAAUAAGAAUUUUCUAUUUUAUAAUGUAGGGUUUUCUCCCAGUUGGUAAUUUGUUUUUCUUCAUUAAAUUUUCUUCUAAGCACCCAUCUUCUCUUCCUUCUUGGUCUAGCAACCAUAGUACUUAUAAGAUUUAUUUUCCUUCAGUGAAGCUAAUAGAUGAAUUGUCUCAGCAGCACAACUGAAUGUUCUUUAACCGUAGGACCAAAUGGGAGAGAUCCUGGGUUCUGAGAUGGGAGAGCACUUACCAAAUAUUUGAAGUAAUAGAGCAUACAGAAAAAUUAUUGGCCCAGUAAAUUUCUUGUUUAAUGUUUUUUCCUAGUUCUGGUUUGAAUGUUUCUUAUUAAAAUUACCUUCUGGGGUAUUUUAUUUAGGAAGGUGUUUCUAGUUUGUAUAUUUAAAAGUAAAGAAAUAACUAACCAAAAUUAGUAUUCUUUCUCUAUCCAUACUGUUACUUGCAGAUUUCUUUCCAAAAGAAGCCCCAGCCUUUUUUAAGUUUUGGGUUUUGUUUCCACAUUUUUAACUUAUAAUGCUCAUUCUAACUCAAGAACUGUGUUCUUUUUGUUACCAUGCAUGGGGGUGGGGCUGAUGUUAAACGGUUUGCACUAAAAGAAUCGGCUUAAUUAAUUUAAUACUUUUCAAAUGACUUUUGCAUCCUUUUAAAAUAAGUUUAAGGAUUUAAGAGACUUGUGUUUUCAUUAAGUUUUGCAUAUCUUUUGUUAUGCCAUGUAAAUUCCUUAUCUCCUUUUCUUAUGAUUAAAGAAAAAGGUUAUGAUAAAAUGAUUAGUUCAUUUACAUUCUCUUGUAGCAAAAACAUGGACUUUGAAUUUUGUCGUGUUUGGGUUUGUUCAUUCAUGUGAAUGAUGGUACAGUUGGGUGAGGAUUUCUGUUAUGGUACCAAAACUCGCCAUUUGGUCCUCUUUAAUCUUUGAGGGUUUCCAAUAAAAACUGGUUUCACUCACACCUGCUUUUUUUCCUAUAUUCUCUUUUGUUAAUAUAUAAGAUACUGCCCAAUGAAGAAUAAAUUUUUCAUCUUUUUGCAUAUGGAAUUAUGGCUUUCCUGAUUUACCACCUUUCCCUCUGAUUACAAAUUGAUUAUAACACAACCUAAUAUGAAACUUUAGUUUUUAAAAACAGCCUUUUAGGUUUGUAUUAACUUCAGAAUUCACUAUAUAAUUUUUCUUAUUAUUUGAACAGCAGGUACAAGGUCAUUUCUUUAGUAUUACAUAGCUGCUUCCUUUUUAGAAAAGUAUCUGGAAAAGGAAACCUGAUAUCAAGUUAGAUCAGCCCUUCUGGUCCUUACAUGGCUGUUAAAUUUCCCUCUUUUUUUUUUUUUUGGGGGGGGGGGGACCAUUCUAACCUUUUCCCUCUUCUUCUACCUAAUCCCCGAGCCGAAUGUCACGAUCUUAGCUUGAACUUAUCCUUAUACCUUGAUGACAUAACACUAAUACAGUAUACAUGUAAAUAGCAAUUAUUUUAUGCAUUUUAUGAAAACAGGGAUGUGGGGGUGAUGUUGACACAAAGCAGCCUCUUCCUCUCCCUCUCCCACCUAACACACCUCUUUCAUUAAUUGGAGUUAUUUUGAUUCCACCUUGUGCUUUUCAAUAAAUUAUACUUGAUCUCCUACCUAUUCACAUAUAUGGAAUAUUUCUGUAUUGGGAGCAACUUGUAACUUUAUUAUUAAGGGUAGUCACUAAAGUGGAAUACUUCUAAUUUAUGUCAUUAAUUACAUGUCAUUCAAAAUAGCAAGAACAGUUACUACCUAAAAGGCACUGUUAAGAUUCACCAUUGAUUUUUGCUACGUUUGGUUUUCUUUCUCACUUAUGCUGACUAAUCCUUCUGUUGCUAUGUGAAAUGCCUUGUCAGUUUAUGAUGUGGGAGUAAAUGACACAAACUAAGAAUAAAGCAAUAGUGAAAAUGUAGGAUAAAAGUCAAAACUUGUAAGCUAAUUUUCUUCUUUACUACAAAUGCAAUAAAAUGCUGUAUGUCAUUUUAUUAUA
Messenger RNA from Dromiciops gliroides (monito del monte), 7173 nucleotides. RefSeq names its product YTH N6-methyladenosine RNA binding protein 3 (gene YTHDF3). Lineage: Eukaryota; Metazoa; Chordata; Mammalia; Microbiotheria; Microbiotheriidae. Gene Ontology annotation, biological process: mRNA destabilization. The coding region runs from base 1376 to 3019 and encodes 547 amino acids. The record is from RefSeq and is a predicted model, not a curated record. Gene Ontology annotation, molecular function: N6-methyladenosine-containing RNA reader activity; mRNA binding. The transcript is spliced from 4 exons. Gene Ontology annotation, cellular component: cytoplasm.